AUGGGCCCUGCAAAGAUACAGAAAGAUUUUGCGUCAAGACAGCACAGAAAACUCGGCCCGGGGCAGCGCGUGUCGCGGGCAUGUCUCUUUUGCCGCCAGAGAAAGUCCCGCUGCGAUUUGGACAGUAGCGGCAAUCCAGGAACUCCACCUUGUCAGAGGUGUGUGCGCGAGGGUCGGGAGUGUAUCCUGGGAACUUCUAAUAGAGGUGGACGACGGAUACGGAAGAGCAAGGGUGUUGAUGCUGCAUCCAAAGAUGAUGAAACAUCUGCACACAAAACGCCGGAGAAUCAAUCUUCUAUAUCAGAUUAUCCAGAGCAUAACAACGGCUCAAGUUUCUCGGCGCCUGGCUAUCCAAUCACCGGUCUAUAUGUGAACCAGACCGGCAAACCAGCCAAGUCCAUUACGGCGGAUGUUAAUGACCAGGAUCAAGAAGAAGAACAGCAAUACGAGGAUGAUGACAAUGAAUCCGUAUCUAGCUCCGAUAGUGCGAUAGAUUCUGGGGUACCCCGAAAUCCUUCCGAUGCAUGGCAAUGUCUGACUGGCAUCGCGAAACGAGGCGAAGAGACUGAAGAGUUUGUUCUAUCCACAGAAAGUGUGACGCAGCAGAGACCACUUGCCGUACACGUCCAAGACGGGCUUACAGGUAUGCCUUCCAAAACACCUGUCGCGUCUGGCAUUGGGGCAUACGAACUCGUCAAGAAUGGCUGGCUUGAUCCCGAGUUGAUCUUCAACCUGAUCAAACGCUACCAAGUUCAUUUCCACCCAUACCAACCCCUUGUCCCUCGACGAUACUUUGAGCGUGGGAUGCUCGACGCAUUUGCCUCGAAUGAGAAGCACCUGCUCACUGCCGUGCUCACAAUAGCGUCCAAAGACCUGCUCGAAAUGCCUCAUAUCCACGAAUACUGCUCAAAAUACAUGCAUGAACUGGUCGCAAGCAUCGCAGCCGGAACCGAAUGCGACGUAGAAGCAGUCGAAUCUCUGAUAUUGUUGGCAGAAUGGGAACCACAAGGUCUCCGCCCGAAUAUCGAGCGUGUCGGAAGAGGCGAAGAAGAUCGUGCUGCAUGGAUGCAUGUCGGCCUGGCUUUGCGAUCUGGCUAUUUUAUGGGUCUGGAUCGAACUUCAUUCCGCGGCGACCCUACCGGUGAGGACUGCGAUGCACGCAAACGCCUCGCUUGGACUUCAUGCUAUAUCACCGAUAGAUUGAUAUCUGUCCGAAUCGGACGGGCGUUUUGGUCUCGUGGACCUGGUCCAAUGACUGGAUUUGUGAGUCAGGAUUUUCCGUCAUUGCAGCCGUUGACAGAAGGAGAUGAGGAUUAUGCAAAAAUAAUACAAGCUACGUUGGAUUUGACGCAGUUGUAUGGAAAUGUGCAUGAGAUUCUGUAUUCGGGCAUGCGGACAAGCAAUCAGAUGAUGCUCAUGGGUGAUUAUAUCAAGUAUGCGGAUGAUUUCCGCGCUGCGAUACACAGGUGGAAUCAGACAUGGGGAGGAUUGAAUUGCUCACCAAACAUCAAACUCACUCUACAAAUGUCUUAUGAAUAUCUACGGCUAUAUACCAAUGCUUUUGCUUUCCAAGCGGCUAUCUCUCAGGCGAUUGUACGCAACUCGAAGACAGCGGACCAGCAUCAUCAAAAAGAGCAUCUACGAGCAACGUUUAGCAAUGUCGCAUCAAUGUCUGAUGCACGUUUUAUAUACGAGUCGCUUGAUGCGGCCAGGUCGUAUCUGGAUAUACUUGCCCGCUCGUUUGGCGUCAUGUCCCCCAAAGAAGAAAUCGAAGUGCGUGAACUCGUAUCACGCACAACAGAAACCCUCCACCGCGCCAGCGCAGGUCCAGAUGACAUGGGCUCGCGAUACGCACGACUUCUCGAAUUGUUAUGGAAACCCCGGUCCUCAGGAUCGGUCGCAUCAUCCGAAUCCCGCCGUCGCAACGAACUCUCCAUCGCCAGUCUCGCAAACAGCAACAACAACACAACCAUGUCUCCCGGCGGAGUAAUUGCAGCGGGAGGAGCAGGAGUGAGCGGAGUCAGCGGCGGAGCACCGCACCAACACCAGCAACACUCUCCACAACAACAUCACCAUCAGCAUCAACAAGCAGUUCAUCAACAUCAGCAAUCAACCCAUUUCGACCCUGCUAAUGAUUUUUCCUGGCUCGAUCUGGGCGCUGUAGGCGACUAUGUCUCUGGCGAUCAAAUGACAGCCGGUAUGUUAGGGUUUGACGGCGCUCUGCAAGAUGGGAUGUAUUCUACCGACCAGCAACAACCACAACAACAGCAACAAAUGUGGCAAACGCCAUUCUGGACGGGAGAUUCCAUGUCUACUAGUCUAUUCUUUUAA
Molecule: messenger RNA, 2331 nt
Organism: Talaromyces amestolkiae
Lineage: Eukaryota; Fungi; Ascomycota; Eurotiomycetes; Eurotiales; Trichocomaceae
Exons: 4
Coding region: 1-2331 (776 amino acids)
Biological process (GO): regulation of DNA-templated transcription; DNA-templated transcription
Cellular component (GO): nucleus
Molecular function (GO): DNA-binding transcription factor activity, RNA polymerase II-specific; zinc ion binding; DNA binding
Source: RefSeq, a predicted model, not a curated record